This is a messenger RNA of Diceros bicornis minor, 1293 nucleotides long. RefSeq names its product calcyclin binding protein (gene CACYBP). Gene Ontology annotation, cellular component: nucleus. The record is from RefSeq and is a predicted model, not a curated record. Lineage: Eukaryota; Metazoa; Chordata; Mammalia; Perissodactyla; Rhinocerotidae. The transcript is spliced from 7 exons. Bases 331 to 888 code for a protein of 185 amino acids. Gene Ontology annotation, molecular function: ubiquitin protein ligase binding; tubulin binding; S100 protein binding. Gene Ontology annotation, biological process: heart development.
GUCUCGCGCAGGGUCGGGUGUGCGCACAGGCUGCGAGCCCUGCGACUCGUGCCCGCGGUCUGCGCUCGGCGGAGCGCGCUCGGGGCGGCGUUUCCUGCUCUCCCUGGUGCGUCUGCAGCCCCGGCCUCGCGUGACCCAGCCCGGCCAUGGCUUCAGCUCCGGAGGAGCCUGAGAAAUCUCAAAUAAAUCUAAGAAGCUGCCUAAAAUGAAGAAAAGCUACAGAAAGAUCUAGAAGAGGUGAAGGUGCUACUGGAAAAAGCCACUAGAAAAAGGGUACGUGAUGCCCUUACAGCUGAAAAAUCCAAGAUUGAGACAGAAAUCAAAAACAAGAUGCAGCAGAAAUCACCGAGGAAAGCAGAACUUCUUGACAAUGAAAAGCCAGCUGCUGUGGUUGCUCCCAUUACAACGGGCUAUACCGUGAAAAUCAGUAAUUACGGAUGGGAUCAGUCAGAUAAGUUUGUGAAAAUCUACAUUACCUUAACUGGAGUUCAUCAAGUCCCCACUGAGAAUGUGCAGGUGCAUUUCACAGAGAGGUCAUUUGAUCUUUUGGUAAAGAAUCUAAAUGGGAAGAGUUACUCCAUGAUAGUGAACAAUCUCUUGAAACCCAUCUCUGUGGAAGGCAGUUCAAAAAAAGUCAAGACAGAUACAGUUCUUAUCUUAUGUAGAAAGAAAGCAGAAAACACACGGUGGGACUACCUGACUCAGGUUGAAAAAGAAUGCAAAGAGAAAGAAAAGCCCUCCUAUGACACUGAAACAGAUCCUAGUGAGGGAUUGAUGAAUGUUCUAAAGAAAAUUUAUGAAGAUGGAGAUGAUGAUAUGAAGCGAACCAUUAAUAAGGCCUGGGUGGAAUCAAGAGAAAAGCAAGCGAAAGGAAACACAGAAUUUUGAGACUUUCAAGUCCUUUGGGGAACUGUGAUGUGGAAAUAUUGAUGUUUCCAAUAAGGAAAUGUUGGUGAGCUACACAGAUAAAUUUGACAGAUAACUCUCUACACAGCUGCCUUCUAAGUAAAGGCAGUGAAUUCUCCAUUUCCUACUGGAGGAUUUAUUUAAAUAAAAUAUGCGUAUUAAACAUUUCCUCCAAAGAUGGUUUCCUUAGUAACCUGGUCAUUUUGUUCAAGAAAGGGUAACAUUGCAUUCUCGUGUGAAAUGUAAAAAAGCAAGUCUUGCCUAAUGAAAAUGCCACGUUGUGUGUAUUUUUGUUCAGCUAAGAGGUAGAAAACAAGUUAUUGCUUGCCUUUAAGUUGCUGACAUCAGCUCCUACCAAUGUAAGAAUAAAUAAAAAUAAAACCUGAA